Messenger RNA from Erythranthe guttata (spotted monkey flower), 2495 nucleotides. The record is from RefSeq and is a predicted model, not a curated record. NCBI's taxonomy places the organism in Eukaryota, Viridiplantae, Streptophyta, Magnoliopsida, Lamiales, Phrymaceae.
AUGAGUUAAUUAUCUCCUUAAUCUUUUGAAGAUUGAUGGCGGCUAAAACUAAUGUCAAAGUGUACGUGUACUUUGGAGGUCACAUAAUUCCCGAUGAUUGGGUAGUGCAAUAUAGUAUUGCCCACAAAACAGCAUUUCGAAUUAAACGUGACUUGUCCGAGAUGACAACAGAUGAAGAUUUACAAAUGUAUAUUGAUCCUGACGAAGGGAAUGAGGCAAUCGAAGUAUUUGUUGAGAUUGAACCGAAGUACAUUGAUAGUGCCCCACCACAAGUGAGCGUAGAGGCAUUUGAUUUGAAUGAACCAUAUUUCUCACAACCGGAGGUGACUCCGGAUUUUCUGGCGGCGACACAAAGCAUCCCUAAUUAUUGUGAGACUAGUGGAGCGAGAGAGGUGCACAGAGAUUCCCAUACAAUUAACUAUGGUAAUUUAGGGGGAUUUGUUGGUGAGUCGAGUUCCGCGAGACGGAGCAUUUUCGAAGAUGAAGACCCUAUAGGUGACUCCUUUGGGCCGAACAGUCCUGUCAAUUCCGAACCAUCCGAUGACGGAGACGACGACAAUGAAGAUGAAGACGUACAAGAUGGUGUUCGGGAGACGUGGUUGCAGCACAACGAGGCGGAAGCAGAGGAACAACCGACGUUGUAUGAGUCAAUCCCAUUUUUCUUGAUGACGUUUCCAGAAGUGGCGGCAGAUUCAGUUGAUGUUGGAAGGGGCCGAUAUGAUAAGUUUUACGAUAGCGAUCGGGGUAUUCUUGAGGUUGGGAUGGUGUUUGAGGACAAAAAACGCCUUUGCGCCGCGGUGAGAGACCAUUCGAUUCGAUUUGCUAAACGGGAAUUCACGGUUGUCGAAAGUAAGCCGAAGAUAUGGAGUGUCAAGUGCAAGCAUAGCACACCUGAAAGGCCUUGUAGAUGGUCGUUACGGGGAAUUGAAAAAUCGGGCAAAGGAUUCUUCCUUAUUACGAGAUAUGGUGGGCCCCACAACUGCAUAAUGGAUGAAAUGUCGAAUGAGCACAAGAAUUUGGACAUGAACUACAUUGCUGCCUUAUUGGUUCAGUCCGUUCGAGAUGAUCCAGCUUGCAAAAUAUCACAAGCACAGAAUAUUGUGAGGUCUCAAUUAGGAUUUCAACUUUCAAAGAUGCAAGCUUGGUAUGGUUUGAAGCGUUGCAGAGAUAACUUGUUCGGGAGUUGGGAGUCCUCAGUGAACAAACUGCCCAAGUUUAUGAAGGCACUUCAUAGAACGAACCCGGGUACGGCAAUUGAGUGGGUUUUCAAACCAACAGACAUUCCAACACGGAAGAUGAUCAAGUACUUCUUUUGGGCCUUCAAGCCAUGCUUGGAUGGAUUCAUGUUCUGUCGAAAAGUUAUUAGUGUGGAUGGAACUCAUCUGUACACUAAGUACAAGCACAAGUUACUAAUUGCAGUUUAUUUGGACGCCAAUAACCAAGUGCUACCACUAGCAUUUGCUCUUGUUGACAAUGAAACCACGGCGGCUUGGAGGUGGUUUUUUCAAAUGCUACACAGACAUCUAAUUUCUCAAAUUCCAGAUGGAGAAAACGUUUGUGUAAUUUCAGAUCGAGCUCCGGGAAUUUUACGAGCUUUAGCGGAGUUGCCCGAAUUUGCUCCCCCUAAUGUUUUUCACAGGUUUUGCUUGAGACACGUGUGCUCCAAUUUCAACAAACGUUUUAAGAGUGUAGAUUUGAAGGAUCUAUGCUACAAGGCGGGAGCGGAGUCUCAAAUUUGGAAGUUUAACCACAUUCUUAAUGUGAUCAAAUCUCGGAGUGUUGAAGCUUAUAACUAUUUGAAGGAUAUUGAUCAAGAAAAAUGGGCAUUUGCACAUGAUGGGGGCAAUCGUUGUGGUCAGCUUACUACAAACAUGUCAGAGGCUCAUAAUGGUGUUCUCAAGGGAACUCGAAAACUUCCCAUCUCAACAAUUGUUGACCUCACAUUCAACCGCAUUAUUAGGUAUUUUUCUAAUCGUCUUGAACAGGCCAAUUUGAUGGUUCAGAGAGGACAGUUGUGGUCCACAUAUGCUUAUGGCGUUUACCGGAAACAUGAAGCCAAGUCUGUUGGAUGUUACACAACUCGUUUUAAUCAGCAACUGCUCUCUGCCCAGGUGAUCACUAAAGCUCGUCCAGGUGGAGGUGGAAAUAACAAACACACCGUGAGUUUAAGGGACCAAACUUGUACUUGUGGAAAAUGGAAGCUAACAGGAAUCCCCUGCAGUCCUGUCCUCCACGUGUGCCGUGAAUGGAUGUUGUGUGCCUCCGUAUAUGUGAACGAUUGGUACACUGUUGAUCGAUUAGUGAACACUUAUUCUGGGAUAUUCCAACCACUGUUGAGUGAACACUAUUGGGAGGAUGUUGGUUUUGAACUAAUUCAUGAUCCAACACUAUUAGGGGAUCGAAGACGCAGUCGAAUUCCUAAUGAGAUGGAUGUGCCACAAACAAGGGCAAGACAACAAUCUAGAAGAGAGGAACAAGCAAGACGGCUCCGAUAG